This is a messenger RNA of Papilio polytes (common Mormon), 1468 nucleotides long. RefSeq names its product gustatory receptor for sugar taste 43a-like (gene Gr9). Bases 62 to 1468 code for a protein of 468 amino acids. Gene Ontology annotation, biological process: sensory perception of taste. NCBI's taxonomy places the organism in Eukaryota, Metazoa, Arthropoda, Insecta, Lepidoptera, Papilionidae. The record is from RefSeq and is a predicted model, not a curated record. The transcript is spliced from 11 exons. Gene Ontology annotation, cellular component: neuronal cell body; axon; membrane.
UUUAUAUGAGUUCAGUGCUUUAAUAAAACAUUUUUAACUUAAAUUGUCUACAAUUUUAGUGAUGAAUAAAGGCGUGGAACCAGAUAAAGUGGCGCGAGAGACUGGCGCUGCGGCCGGCGAGACAGGCGCGGCCGCGGGUGAUACUAGAGUCAUGCACUGUGUCGUCGGCGGCGCACAUGCUAUCAUUCUCAGGGUAUCCAGUUUCUUUGGUCUGGCUCCCCUGCGAUUCGAGUCACGUUGCAAUGGAUUUACUGUCUCCAUUUCAAACGCUAUGUGCAUAUACGGAUAUAUACUAGUUACCAUUUUAGUGAUAUCUACAAUCUCCGGGCUGGUGGCGGAGAUGUCGGCUGGCGUGGAGGUAUCAGUUCGGAUGUCAUCCCGCAUGUCGCAAGUCGUGUCGGCGUGCGAUGUGCUGGUGGUCGCGGUGACAGCCGGCGCUGGAGUCUACGGCGCGCCCCGACGUAUGCGGAACAUGCUCAAGUUCUGCGAGAGCGUCGCAUCUGUGGACCACAGCAUUGGGGCGCAGUAUUCUCGCGCGACAGAACGCAAGUUGUGCGCCAUCUUGCUCGCCAUUCUCAUAUUCUUCUCCAUUCUCAUAGCUGAUGACUUCUGUUUCUACGCACUGCAAGCUACUAAGUUCCAGAGACAGUGGAAUGUAGUCAUCAACUACAUAGGUUUCUACGUGCUGUGGUACGUGGCUAUGAUCCUAGAGCUCCAGUUUGCCUUCACGGCGCUCUCCGUACGCGCCAGGUUCCAAGCUGUCAACAAUGCACUCGCUCUCACCGCCAAAAUUGUAUCCGCUCCUGUAAAGAAAAUGUACGAGCCACCGCCUCUAAACGUACUAGCUAUCCGCAUGGGGGCGACGGAGGCGCGGCGCUGCGCCAACGUCAGCCUACUCGUCGACACCCUGCACGAUCCCGAACACAGCGUUAUUAUACGAAAUACAGUAACAGGAGAACCUCGGCUAGUGGUGCCGCCGUGCGAGGCAAUCCGCCGGCUGGCGUGUCUGCACGGCGCUCUUUGCGACGUCGUCCACGCCCUUGACCGCAGCUACGGCCUGCCGCUUAUACUUAUACUAAUAUCGACGUUGCUGCACUUGAUUGUCACACCGUACUUCUUGAUUAUGGAGAUAAUUGUGUCAACAAACAGGAUCCAUUUCCUGGUGCUGCAAUUCCUAUGGUGUGCAACACACAUGUUGCGUAUGUUCGUUGUCGUCGAGCCGUGUCAUUACACCAUUGCUGAGGGUAAGAGAACAGAAGGUCUGGUAUGUCAGCUAAUGCGAUCAGCGCCAUCUAACGGCAGCCUGCCCUCGCGCCUGGAAGUGUUCGCACGACAACUAAUGCUGCAAUCUGUUACGUACUCUCCGAUGGGAAUGUGUACUCUCGACAGACCUCUUGUAGCCUCAGUUCUUGGAGCGGUCACAACCUAUCUAGUCAUCCUCAUACAAUUCCAAAGAUAUGACAAUUAA